Messenger RNA from Periconia digitata, 1540 nucleotides. Lineage: Eukaryota; Fungi; Ascomycota; Dothideomycetes; Pleosporales; Periconiaceae. The record is from the annotation of a GenBank genome assembly.
UCUCGGUUGCAACGACAAAAUCAUCAAGAAGUCUGCUUCACCCUCCCUCCCAAACCGUUUAGAACUUGUUUAGCUAAAUGUAGGGAGAGGAUCCAGCGGGUAGUUCUCCAAGGCCUGUCUUUCGCCGAAACUACCGCUGAAACAGGUCAUUCUCCCUAUUCAACUUCAGUAAAAGGUGUCUGUGGCACCAUGUCUGGGCUUCGAACGCCACACAUACCUAACCAUUGCUUCUGUACUCCUGAGACCUCAGGGCAGCAUUCAGCUGAUGCCUGACUCGGAACAGCCUACGCCACAAGUCCCAUUACACAUCCGACAUACUGGUUGCGGUCCAGCUCGAGGGCAAAUCGUCCCUCUGUGUCUUUUGAAUCACAUAUAGCUGCUUAUAGCAUAAACACAUCUGUCAGGGUUCCUGCAGCCGUCUCGUAAUCAUCUACAUGCACCGUAUGGCGUAACGACCAAAUCAUUGGGACUUACUUAUGCGGGUUCUCGCCUUCCCCUCCUUUGAUGUUGUCCUGGUUUCUUCGGCCCCAACCGCUACCAACUGAUGCUUUGAAAAUGACAAUCAACCUCUCAAUUGCGAUCGUGUGCUCAAUGUUAUGGCCCUAUCUAUCUAUGGCUGUGCCCGCUGAUCCUACAGUCACUUCACCAGCGAUACUUCCUAGGCAGGCCGAUUCCGAUUUCGUGGGGUGGCUGUCUUACGAUAACACAUGGUCAUCGGUCGCGUGCAAGUCAGGCCUAACAUGGUACCAGGAAGGAGACUACGCACAGUGCUGUCCAGACACAGAAACAAAAUGUAACGCACCAACAGCCUGCGCCGACGGAUCGCAAAUCUACCCUCUCGCAACGACCACUAUAACCACUGCUUGUGCGCUCAACUACAAAAACGAAGCCCUCUCAAUCUGCAACUCCGUCUUCAUAUACGAAAGCUUCGGCGACCCAAACCCAAAAACCGACAUCGUAUGCGGAAAGUCGUCAGUGAACUGGACCUACUACCGUCAAAUCCCCAGUACAGCAACUUCACAAUCCGACUCUCAAUCUCAGUCUUCAUCACCCACAUCUGCGCCCACCCAAACAGAAUCCCCAGACCCCCAAUCACAAGAGCAUCCUUCCAAGACCCCAAAAACAUGGAUCAUCGGCAUCGUGGUCGGACCACUCGCAGGGAUCUCUCUCGCCGUUGUCUUACUUUUCUGUCUCUUCCGUCGGAAUAGGCAGAGUCCUCAUCUCCCGCGCUCUGGGAGCGCGACAAUGGUGCCAUCUCAGAGAGAUGCAAAACCUCAUGGGAUGGCGCAGGGGACGCCGUAUGUUGGUCAUCAGGAUUCGUCGCCAACUGGUGGGGGCCAUACGUAUCAUCGCCAGUAGGUGGAUUUGUUAUGUAGGGAGUAUUGCGCGUAUAGGCUCUUUUGGCAGGUCUUGAACAUUCAGGGCGUAAAAGGAAGACAUGUAAGGAGUGGGUAUUGGUGAUACGUAUUAUGGUAUCAGGCUUAGGGCCAAGAUGUUCGUGGGAAUGAUAGCAAAUAGAUUUCGUAAUCCGAGUCUUUUU